GUUCUGGGCUGCGGCCGCCGAGUGUGGGGCGGCCGCGAGGGCUGUGGGAAGAGAGGCGGUGGCCCAGCCCGUUGCGGGCCCCGCCGCGGCGCAGGCUGCCGGGGACACCGAGAGCAGCGGCCACUCGCGCCCGGGAUGCAGGACUAGCGGCUGGCUGCGCGCGGCCGUCCGUCGGGGCAGCGAGGCCUCGCGGCGGGCCGGCCCUGGCGGGGCGUCCCCGGGCGCCGCCCCCUGCGCCCUGAGGCCGGGCCCGCCGCUUCUGCUUUCCCGCUUCUCGCGGCAGCGGCGGCUGGGGAGGCGCCUGAGCCCGCCGCCCGGGAAAGCCGCGCUGCCGCCGCCGCCGCCGCCGCCGCCGCCGCCCGCGCCCUGACGGCCGCUGUUAUGCGUAUUCCUGUAGACCCGAGCACCAGCCGCCGCUUCACACCUCCCUCCACGGCCUUCCCCUGCGGCGGCGGCGGCGGCAGCAAGAUGGGCGAGAACAGCGGCGCGCUGAGCGCGCAGGCGGCCGUGGGGCCCGGCGGGCGCGCCCGGCCCGAGGUGCGCUCGAUGGUGGACGUGCUGUCGGACCACGCGGGAGAGCUCGUGCGCACCGACAGCCCCAACUUCCUCUGCUCCGUGCUGCCCUCGCACUGGCGCUGCAACAAGACGCUGCCCGUCGCCUUCAAGGUGGUGGCACUGGGGGAUGUGCCAGAUGGGACGGUGGUGACGGUGAUGGCAGGCAACGAUGAGAACUAUUCUGCUGAACUGCGCAAUGCCUCUGCUGUCAUGAAGAACCAGGUGGCUAGAUUCAAUGACCUGCGCUUCGUGGGCCGCAGUGGGCGAGGGAAGAGCUUCACACUGACCAUCACAGUGUUCACCAACCCCACCCAAGUGGCCACCUACCACCGAGCCAUCAAGGUCACCGUGGAUGGACCCCGGGAGCCCAGACGGCACCGGCAGAAAAUAGAAGACCAGACCAAGGCGUUCCCAGAGCGCUUUGGGGACCUGCGCAUGCGAGGGACACCGAGCACGCCCAGCCCCCGCGGCUCACUCAGCACCACAAGCCACUUCAGCAGCCAGGCCCAGACCCCAAUCCAAGGCACCUCGGACCUGAACCCGUUCCCAGACCCCCGCCAGUUUGACCGCUCCUUCCCGGCCUUGCCAACCCUCACAGAGAGCCGCUUCUCCGAUCCCAGGAUGCAUUACCCAGGGGCCAUGUCAGCUGCCUUCCCCUACAGCGCCACUCCCUCGGGCACCAGCCUGAGCAGCCUCAGCGUGGCGGGCAUGCCAGCCACCAGCCGCUUCCACCACACCUACCUCCCACCGCCCUACCCUGGGGCCCCGCAGAGCCAGAGCGGCCCCUUCCAGGCCAACCCUGCGCCCUACCACCUCUACUAUGGAGCCUCCUCAGGCUCCUACCAGUUCUCCAUGGUGGCUGCGGGUGGUGGUGAGCGCUCUCCCACCCGCAUGCUGGCCUCCUGUCCCAGCAGUGCCACAUCAGUGGCUGCUGGCAACCUCAUGAACCCCAGCCUGGGCCAAGGCGACGGCGUGGAGGCUGAAGGCAGCCACAGCAACUCACCCACGGCCCUGAGCACACCGGGCCGCAUGGACGAGGCCGUGUGGCGGCCCUACUGACUGUCCACCCACCCUCCAGCGGACUCCUCACUGCCCACAGGACCCUAGCCCUCCGCCAGGGACGGCACCCCCUUCCAAGGCUCUCAGCAGGAGCAGGACUUCUCACCAGGGGUUGGAGCUGGCAGGCGGCUCCCAGAGUUUCCAUCCAGCCACAUCAUUGUACAGACAGGGCGCGGAGGUCCCCCACUCUGUCUUCCUCAUCUCACCCUGCUACCUCCCCAGAACCACCGUACUGCCCUAGCUAUUGUAGGCCUGCCUCUGUGACAUAGGCCAUCUCUGCUCCAGAGAGGUAGCCUUCACCCACAGGAUAAACCCCAGGCCUCCGCCUUCCUCAGACACCCUACAUCCCAUGGUCCCAGCCCUCCCUCUGCAUUGACAGCCAUGAGUAAGAACUGGAAAGCCCCUCACCCGACAGGGCUCCCCCUCCCUGCACAGGUGGGGAAGGAUAUGGCUGGCAGAGGGGAUGAAGACACACCCCAACCAGCCCUCAGCCCGUUUCCCCACAAUUCCUACCACCCAAGAGGGCCCCUGCCCCAUCCCAGUUAUCUGUGGGCCCCAGGACCAGCGCAGACCUGGUUGUGGCGGGUCUCUGAAGCAGGAAGGGCCCAUACACUUGGACCCUCUGUGCACUUUCCACCUAAGGCGCUCGCCCUCUGUGCUCUUGGAGAACUCAAAAGUCAGAUAAAUCCUAGCAGAAAGCAUUGGAGUGGGGAGUGAUCAGGGUAGGUCAGCAGUCCUGACCCCCUAGGUCCACCAAGCUGUGCCCCUGCCCCCAGCCACAUCUUCCAGCUCCUGACACACAGUUCGCUGACCUGUUUGCACUCGAAGUGUGAACAAAACCAGUUUUUAAAUCUGAUUUUAGAAAA
Castor canadensis (American beaver) is the source of this 2480-nucleotide messenger RNA. It is a transcript of the gene Runx3, whose product is annotated as RUNX family transcription factor 3. The record is from RefSeq and is a predicted model, not a curated record. Lineage: Eukaryota; Metazoa; Chordata; Mammalia; Rodentia; Castoridae. Gene Ontology annotation, biological process: chondrocyte differentiation; neuron differentiation; hemopoiesis. Gene Ontology annotation, cellular component: nucleus. Gene Ontology annotation, molecular function: RNA polymerase II cis-regulatory region sequence-specific DNA binding; DNA-binding transcription factor activity, RNA polymerase II-specific; ATP binding.